Oryzias melastigma (Indian medaka) is the source of this 2644-nucleotide messenger RNA. It is a transcript of the gene mdfi, whose product is annotated as MyoD family inhibitor. The record is from RefSeq and is a predicted model, not a curated record. Bases 1355 to 2260 code for a protein of 301 amino acids. The transcript has 5 exons. NCBI's taxonomy places the organism in Eukaryota, Metazoa, Chordata, Actinopteri, Beloniformes, Adrianichthyidae.
GACAUGGAUCAGAUGGUGACAAAUUCAUAGCCAGGUACUGGUGGUCAUGGAAAAAUGAACCAGUUAGACCUUUAAAGACUCACUCCAAUGAAAACUGAGUUUUUGAUGUUUUAGCAUUUUUCUCAUGAUGAAGAACUUAAAGAAAAUUUAGCUUAGAAUUGAAUUUUUGAGUAUUUCUUUUACUCAUAUGGCUCUGACAUUGUUUCCCAUUUUUGUUGUACCGGUAAUGUUAGGUUGAGGGCAUUAGGGGCUGUAAACCAGUGGGAGAAAGUGUAAACAAAGGGAUGAUGGGAAAUGAGGGAAGGCUGACUCCAUUCCUAGUCUUACCCACAACUCAAAGGCAAAUUUUAAAUGAACUCCUGACCCUCUGCAUAAACCAUGUACCAGAAACUGACAAGUUUUGGGGUAAAAAUGGCAUAAUCUUAAAUAAAAGACAACAGGAAAUUAUUUUAAAAUAAGUCAAAUAACGAUCGGAGUGGGAUGCCUUGAGUGCACCAGACGAAUAAUCUUCUCUGUGAAUCAUAUCUUAAUGUGAUAGCAGAAAUAUUUAAGCUUUUUUAGUGCAACAAUACACAAAUGAAAGCAAAUUAUUGGGUGUUUUUCUCUAGCAAACAAAGAAAUAAACUUUUACUAAAGCUUAUGCCUAAUUCAUAAACAAUUAGUUCACAAAAAAUACUGUGAGGCUGUUAGAAUAGCUUAAAACAACUCCUGGAAGAAUAUUUUGUUUUUUAAAGCUUUGCCCAUAAAAAGAAAAAAAUCCCAUGGAUUUUGGUAUCAUAGCUCCUAAUUAAAGCCUGCUUACGUUGGCGCUUGUCUGGUUCAGGUUAAGGUGUAAUUACAUGACAGGAGAGUUCAGCCCAACUAAGCUGGGAGGAAGCACAAUCACUGCAGCCUCUGGUUUCCUGUGCAGCAGCAGCAGCAGCAGCAGAGUCAAGUACAUGGGUGUGAGGGAAGAACAGGCAGCCCUGCACAGAGGAUAUGCAACCGACACUUUUAUAAAAGUUACACAUCUAAACUUUGCUUACUGGACCCAAAAAGUGAGUAAACAGCAGAGAUUUGUGGGGAGCUGCCUGCAGAGUUUCAAACUCCCCCAACAACAUCUGGUGUGCUGCUGGAGGACGGGGCGAUCCGGAGAGGGACUGGAGGCGGAGAGAAGGCUCUGUCUGCUGGAGGAGAAAAUGCUCUGAAGCUGGACGGACUUUCUGUCACCUGCAUGAACCGAGGAAAAGUGGAGGGAUUGUUGUGAGGAGACGAGUGGAGAAGAGAUAAAAGGAUGAAUUAGUCCCAACUUGAUUCCGAGUUGCAGCCAGAGAGGCGGCGGAUUUAACUCCUCAGAAAAACCAGGCCACAAGCCAUGGAUGCAGAGAGGAGGUCCACUCCCGUCUCUCCAAGGCCGGCUGAGGAGGAGAACCCCGGUGUGGAAGCUCCAAACUCACAUCAAGACCUAAAUUCAAAGGGAGAAGAUGGCUCCCUGGACCCCAAACUUUGUACAAGUGAGGAUGUGACUCCCACGUACACUGAGCCCCUCAUAUUGAGGGUAAAUGGCACACUGGCCACUCUGCAUGUGGAUGAUGGAGAAAAUUGCAAGAACAACACGAGUAUUUCACAAACAGAGCUUUCAACACCAAACAAGAGUAUUAUUACAUCUCCACCUGCUGCUCGAUCCACCCCCAUCCACCCCACACAGCCGUGCCGGUCGCAGCCCCACAGUCAGCUUCGCAACGGAGCCAAGAGCCUGGAGCACGUGCACUGCCCUCACACGCACUGUUUGAAUCACACGCCGCACGCCUUUCAGGCCAACCCCGUCAGGAACGGGGGCUCUCACAGACAUCCAAAGCUGGGCUCUCUGCCUCGAGGCGGCUCGUCCACCUCCUCGUCUUCAUCAGCGGGGCCCAAAUACUCCAGGAAACUGCAGUCUAACCCCUCCAUCACCUCACAGAGCAGCAAGAGGAGCAAGAGCAGCUCCAAGAGCAACAGCUCCCAGAUUCCUACGGAAGCGCAGGAUGACUGCUGCGUUCACUGUAUUCUGGCCUGCCUGUUUUGUGAGUUCCUAACGCUGUGCAACAUUAUGCUGGACUGUGCCACCUGCGGCUCCUGUGCAGGCGAGGACUCGUGUUUCUGCUGCUGCUGCGCGUCGGAGGAGUGCGGCGACUGUGACCUGCCCUGUGACAUGGACUGUGGCAUCAUCGAUGCCUGCUGCGAGUCAGCAGACUGCCUAGAGAUCUGCAUGGAGUGCUGCAGCCUUUGCUUCUCCUCCUGAGGUCUGGCGUCCCCUUUCGAGUGUGCGGGCCGAGCCUUUGGCUCUUUGCUGAACCAGCCAUUAUCACGAUUGAGCCCCUCGUGCCGUCGGAAUUACUGGAGUUCUUCAAGCAUGAAAAAUGACCUUCGAGAGGCAAAUGAGAAAGCGGGUCCGUUUAACCAGAUUUCAGUGUUUUUCUGUAGAUAAAAGGAGCAGCAUAAUGGAAAAAUGGACAAUCAGAUCUCAGUAAAAACAUAGUCUGUCCUUGGCAAGGUUAAACUCUGCCAGUCUGAUUGCUUACAGUGGCCUUUGUGAAAUACAGACACUGAGUAGGAGGGGCUAAAUCUCUCCUCUGUCUUUGUUAUUCUUCAUUGAACUAAAGACAUAAAUGGUGGUUUGUGGCAA